CUAUUGCGCCAGCUGCCAGGGCUGACAAAUCUCAUGUUAACAGUUGCCCAACAGACUGCACUUCGUAAAGAUCUCAAAAAUAUGAAUCAAAUUGAAAAUGUCACAUGAAUAAAAAUCAAUCAAAUCAAGUUAAUAAUUUAUUAACUGGGCAACUGAGAAAGUGGCAAAAUAAAUGGUUUUAAAUGUGCAACUAGUGCUGUUACAUUAGCUGUUAAACUGUAACAGUCCCUUAACAGACCACGACGCAAUAUGUGAAACUGCAAGCAAUGUGGUCACACUUAACGUGCCAUAAAUAAACAACUGUGAGGAUUUAGCAAUAAAACUACAAAAUAAAGCAUUGAGACUUCGAUUUUGCAACAAAAUGCCUACAGAAAUCGAGAAUAUAAAUCCCAAUGUAUACGGAAAAAUCAAGGAACGCGAAGUAACGGCGCACGAUGAGGACGAAAGUGUGGCCGACCCAUUCGAUAAGCGCGAAAUCUUUGAUCUCAUACGCACUAUCAACGAUCCGGAACAUCCGUUGACUCUGGAGGAGCUGCACGUGGUGCAGGAGGAGCUCAUCAAUAUCAACGAUAAAGAGAAUGAUGUGCACAUCAAUUUCACACCCACGAUCCCACACUGCUCGAUGGCCACGCUUAUUGGUCUUUCCAUACGGGUGAAGCUGCUGCGUUCGCUGCCGUCCCGUUUCAAGGUCACUGUGGAGAUAACGCCGGGCACGCAUGCCUCAGAACUGGCGGUCAAUAAGCAGUUGGCGGACAAGGAACGCGUCGCGGCCGCCUUGGAAAACAAACAUCUUGCUGAGGUCAUUAAUCAGUGCAUAUCCGUGUAGGACUCUAGUCAAUACAAAUUAUCCUUUAUCGUUAAAAAAAAGUCGGCAGAGACAUCUUUUGUGUGGGGUGGAGGAGAAAACUUAAGUCUAGAUAAAUGGUAACAAAACACAGCGCUGGCACACUCUGAAGUCCCUGGGCCCAUCAUUGG
Scaptodrosophila lebanonensis is the source of this 975-nucleotide messenger RNA. RefSeq names its product MIP18 family protein galla-2 (gene galla-2). Gene Ontology annotation, biological process: iron-sulfur cluster assembly. The coding region runs from base 362 to 826 and encodes 154 amino acids. Gene Ontology annotation, cellular component: cytosolic [4Fe-4S] assembly targeting complex. NCBI's taxonomy places the organism in Eukaryota, Metazoa, Arthropoda, Insecta, Diptera, Drosophilidae. The record is from RefSeq and is a predicted model, not a curated record. The transcript is spliced from 2 exons.